Messenger RNA from Ogataea haglerorum, 2412 nucleotides. RefSeq lists its product as uncharacterized. Lineage: Eukaryota; Fungi; Ascomycota; Pichiomycetes; Pichiales; Pichiaceae. Gene Ontology annotation, molecular function: amino acid transmembrane transporter activity. The record is from RefSeq and is a predicted model, not a curated record. Gene Ontology annotation, biological process: amino acid transmembrane transport. The coding region runs from base 1 to 2412 and encodes 803 amino acids. The transcript has a single exon.
AUGAGCUUACCCGUGAACAUUCAGUCGGCUCCGCAAGGCAGAGACACCGACUCCGAGGAGUCAGUAAGGCUCUCUGAGCAAGUCAGACAUCUUGGGUCGAAACUAGGACCCAAUGAGAGCCAGAACCAGGUGUCGUCUACAGUCUUUGAAGACGGCAAUUUUUCUGCCAAGUAUAUUUCCCAGGAUACAAAACAAGAGCUCAGCAGCUUGACGUCGCAAGAGGAGCCAGACACCAACGUCUCAAACCCUGUCACGAUAACUGGCGGGUUUCGCGAGUUGCACCCGGUCACCACGCCGAUCAGCAGUGUGGGGCCUCGCAAUAGAAGACCCAGCAUGCUUUCAAGCCUGAUGGCCAGCACGUACACCGACAAACAGCGGUCGUCUGUACGCGGCAGCGCUUCCCCGAUACCACAGGCGGUGGAAAUUGUGGAGAGACAUUUGAACCACUCUCCCGUUCGGGACAUGAACUCGCCAGCUGGUACCCGUUUCGACUCUCUCAAACGCGAGGGCGGAGACAUUACUAGAGACAUAUACAACUGGGUGGGCGAUCAGAAGGCCUCUGGCACGCCUUUACGGAGGGUUGCUAGCUCUGGCUCACUGCAAUCGAAUGGAACGUCGUCAGAGCUGCGAAUGCCCGGAGCGUUUCGUCGUGAGUUUAUUGUGCACAGAGCUUCUGAUGCCGACGGCGAAACGCCCGUUGCUGCAGAUCUAGUCAGCGAGCACUCUCGGAGACGUGUGAGACGGCCGAGGGCCAACUUUGUGACGCGCAAUUUCAUCGAGUUCCUGUCUUUAUACGGCCAUUUCGCCGGUGAAAAUUUAGAAGAGGAGACAGGAGACGAGCAGGAGUUUGUGCAGAGCGAUAUCAGUGACAUCAGUGACGCGAGCGACUUGGAAGAGGGAGACGAAGCAGCUGAUGAAGCCGACUUGUUGCUGGCGUCGUCCAUUUCUCCGGGCCCUACACACAGAAGCGACCGACGUGCGAGAUCGUCUAACAUCUCUGUGGGGGACCCCAAUAGAAGGCUAACAAGAGGCAGAAUCGCCACCAGGUCUCGUGCUCGCAGCUAUUCGUCGCACCAUAAGACAUCGAACCAGAAAGCCUUUUUGCUGCUCCUCAAGGCGUUUGUCGGAACAGGAGUGGUGUUUCUGCCCAAAUCGUUCUCGAAUGGAGGUCUUCUGUUCUGCAAUGUGAUGAUUGUGGUCUUCUCCAUUAUUUCCUACUACUGCUUCAUGACCCUAAUCUGGUGUACCGAGCGCUGGCGGGUGUCUGGGUACGGUGACCUGGGUCUCAAGCUGUUUGGACCAAAGCUCCAGUUCUCUAUUCUGUUGUCGCUGGCGUUGUCCCAGCUUGGCUUUUCGAGCAGUUACGUUGUGUUUGUUGCGGAAAAUUUCAGGGCGGUCGUCAAUACCUUCUUUUCGUGUGACUACGGCGUCGGCGUGUUCGUGGUUGUCCAACUGGCUAUUUUCGUCCCGCUUUCGCUGACUAGAAAUAUCAGUAAGCUCGGUCUCAUUGCUUUGAUUGCCGACGGGUUCAUUUUGCUGGGAUUGCUUUACAUUUACUCCUGUUCGGGGGCACACCUACUGGACAACGGCGUUUCAUCAAAAGUGUCUCUUUUCCAACCAAAGACGUGGACUCUGUUUAUGGGAACCGCAGUGUUUGCGUACGAGGGUAUAGGGCUGUUGAUCCCAAUCAAGGAGUCUAUGAAGCACCCGGAGCAGUUCCCGAAACUGCUUAUCUUGGUGAUGGUGGUAGUGACCGUCAUUUUCGUGACUCUGUCAACGAUAUCGUAUCUAAGUUAUGGAGACGACGUCAAGAUGGUGAUCUUGAUGAACUUCCCGCAGAACAAUCUCACGCUCAUCAUUCAGACAUGCUAUGCACUCGCCAUCUUGCUGUCGACGCCUUUGCAACUGUUCCCGGCUAUCAAAAUUUUUGAGUCGUACCUUUUCCACCGAGAUAGAGCUACGUGGAGAAAUAAAAUAAGGAAGGACUCGGAAAACAAAAUGCGGAGCGAAACACAGCAGCUGUUUCCUGGCGUCCCUCUUUACGACGCGACGUCGCGCGAUUUGCGCCAGCUGAUCCAGAGCAUGCCGGAGGACGCAGUGGACGACCAGGGCGUGAUGUCUGGCAAAAGUGAUUUCAUCAUCAAAUGGCUCAAAAACGUGGUACGCGUGUUUAUUGUCCUGGCUAUGUGUGCGAUCGCAUACCUGGGCUCAAGCGAUCUCGACCGCUUUGUGUCGCUUAUAGGAAGUUUCACGUGUAUUCCUUUGAUUUACGUCUACCCACCGCUGCUUUAUAUUACCAGCUUUGAAGAGCUGAGAUGGAGCUCAAAGCUGGCGAAUGGCCUGGUGCUGGUUAUUGGACUGGUGAUGAUGGUGUAUAUGAGCUGCCAAACGAUUUCCUCGUGGGGUACAUAA